Molecule: messenger RNA, 1034 nt
Organism: Didymella exigua CBS 183.55
Lineage: Eukaryota; Fungi; Ascomycota; Dothideomycetes; Pleosporales; Didymellaceae
Product: glycerol-3-phosphate phosphatase 1
Exons: 5
Coding region: 277-999 (240 amino acids)
Molecular function (GO): beta-phosphoglucomutase activity; sugar-phosphatase activity
Source: RefSeq, a predicted model, not a curated record
CGGCUAGCCAUAUCGUAAUUCACAUCUCACACCUCGGGAAAGCAUUCGAUGCGAUCCACAUCUCGACUCCGACUUCCAAGCACCCCCACAAUCAGCCUCUUCAUUCACACUAGUCGGUAGCAAAUCUGAUUGGUUGAAAUCUCGACGUGUUCGCGCGGGAUGCCGAUUUUGGGCUAGCUUGUUGCCCGUCUCUGUCAGUCACGUAUAUCAAGAUCGUAUAUGCCGAUUCACUUUCUACUAUCAGGCACUCUCAAAACUCGCACCCACCCUCUCACUAUGACUGUCACCGAGGCCAACUUCUCUGCACCUGCGCAGAGCAUUGAGUGCCAUGGGUUGCUAUUUGACAUGGAUGGCACCAUCAUCGAUUCAACACCAGCCAUCGUCAAGCAUUGGCACAAGAUUGGCAAAGAGAUCGGUGUCGACCCAGAAGUGAUUCUUGAGACCUCACACGGCAGACGUUCAAUAGAUGUUCUCCAAAUAUACGAGCCAAAACUCGCCAAUUGGGAGUACAUCAGCCACGCUGAAGGUCAGAUCCCAGUCCAGUUUGGCUCAGAUGCUGUGGAGGUCUCCGGCUCUCGCGCCAUGCUGGAUCGACUCGAAGAGCAGUCUGUCCCAUGGGCCAUCGUCACCUCAGGCACGCGACCGCUGGUUACCGGAUGGCUAGAUGUCAUGAAGCUGGCGCAUCCUAAGAACAUUGUCACUGCCGAAGACGUGCCGAACGGUAAACCAGACCCAGCGUGCUACAAGAUGGGCGAGAAAAAACUACUGCUCCAACAGCAGAAGCCAUCUAUCGUUGUGUUCGAAGACGCUCCAGCUGGUGUUCGGUCAGGAAAGGCGGCUGGAUUCACUGUCGUCGCGCUUUACACUACGCAUUCUUUGGAGCAACUUGUCGAAGCUGGUGCUGACUACAUCGUCAAAGACAUGCGCAGUGUGACUUUGAAGCUGUGGGAUCAGAACACUGGGUCAGGACAGCUCGAGAUCAUUAACGCACUAUUGUAGGCGCAAUUAGGUGUGAAAAUAAACGACUUACCAGC